Molecule: messenger RNA, 2552 nt
Organism: Vigna radiata var. radiata (mung bean)
Lineage: Eukaryota; Viridiplantae; Streptophyta; Magnoliopsida; Fabales; Fabaceae
Exons: 7
Coding region: 1071-2096 (341 amino acids)
Biological process (GO): proteolysis
Molecular function (GO): metalloendopeptidase activity; ATP binding; ATP-dependent peptidase activity
Source: RefSeq, a predicted model, not a curated record
UAUGGGGUCUCCCCAAAAUAACCGGGUUGCUUUGAUUCUUAAGUAUAGUGAACUUUUUUAACACUUUUGAUUUUAUAGUUUUUUUUUUUUAUUUUUCAGUAAGGGUUUAUAUGGUCAUCUUUUAAUUGAUCCUCUCUUCCUUGUGCGUUUUGUGAGGACUAUUGGCCCUGUGUCUUUGUGGGAAGUGUUCAUGCCUGAAUGUCCUUAGUGAUCAAUCGCUGUAUUCAUCCGGGGCAUUCGAUUGUUUGGCUGAGAUUUGGUUUUACUGGUUUUCAUGUUUUUGAGUGUCCUUUUGUUAAUUGUCGCAGAGUAAUAUUUUCAUCAUUUACUGUUGUCUUUUGAAAAUAAGCUUACGUCAAAUUGCCCAAUGAUUUCAUCAUGUUAAAGAGCAUUUGUGUCAGCGAGUUGCAACACUCAAUUUCAGCUAGAUUUUAGAUUCUUCUGAUAGGUGCUACAACGGAGGUUAUGUAUGAAUACUAGUGGGGAAAGUGCUUAGCGAAAUUUCGUUGCAUAUUUCCAUUUUUUUAGACACGAUGAAAAGGUUUUUGCUUGAUUUUAGAAGUAUUUUACAAGAGAGUAUUUUGGCGGUCUUUCAAUUGAUACUCAAUGGACGGGGAAUGAAAUAUAAAAUUGAUUAUUGAACAAUAGUAUCAAAUUAAUGAAAUUUGUAGUGUAUUUCGCAACCAAAAGGAAAGAGGGUCUAAAUCGAUCUUUGUUAAAAGGCGUCAACGUCAUCUGUUGGAAACGGCGUCGUCAUGUCAGAUUUACAAAAUGAAGACAUUUUUCCUUGAAUAUUUUAUCAUUAAUUUGUUUCUAUCUGGUUUAUUCGUUUGCAUUGAUGUUUAAGAAAAUCUUGGAAUUUAUCCCAAUUGUAUAAUAAACAAUAACCCUUGGUUAAAUGAUGGAAAAUUGUUUCUUGACUUUAAAAUUGGUUAUCAUGUAUUUAUGUGGUGAAGAGGGCAUGCAAUGAAAAAUUGAAACACUGGCCCUCAAAAGUUGAGUCCGUCGAAAACCAUCAAACACGCAGAGAGAGGUAAUUUCAUUUCACCCAUCCUAAUAAUUUCGAUGAAAUGGUAGGUUUUGGUUUGAUGCAGCGUGUGGGUGUGGUCUUGACACCGUGCCAUGGACAACACAAACCGAGAACUUGUGAAUUUAGGGUAAGAAUCCGAUGUUCCUCCAACAUUUAUGUGUCUAGGAAGACAGUGCUGGAGAAAGUGGACGAGGAGCUAGCAAAGGGAGAUGACAGAGCAGCGCUUGCACUUGUGAAGGAUUUGCAGGGUAAGCCUGGUGGGCUUCGAUGUUUCGGUGCAGGCAGACAGGUGCCUCAAAGGCUUUACACCUUGGAUGAAUUGAAGCUAAAUGGAAUUGAAACUUUGUCUCUUCUGUCGCCUGUGGACACGACUCUUGGUUCAAUAGAAAGAAAUCUUCAGAUUGCUGCUAUUCUAGGAGGUCUUGCUGCAUGGAAUGCCUUUGGAAUUUCCCCACAACAAAUCUUCUAUAUAUCACUGGGGUUGCUCUUUCUAUGGACACUAGACGCGGUCUCUUUUGGUGGAGGUAUUGGUAGCUUGGUUGUUGAUACAAUUGGUCACACUUUCAGUCAGAAAUACCACAAUAGGGUUAUUCAACAUGAAGCUGGCCACUUUCUAAUUGCUUAUCUGAUAGGAAUACUUCCUAAGGGAUAUUCUAUUUCUAGUUUGGAUGCUCUGCAGAAGGAGGGAUCUUUGAAUAUUCAAGCAGGCACAGCCUUUGUGGAUUUUGAAUUUCAAGAAGAAGUUAAUACAGGAAAAGUAUCAGCUACAACAUUGAACAGAUUUUCAUGUAUAGCAUUGGCUGGGGUGUCUGCGGAGUAUCUUCUAUAUGGAUUUUCUGAAGGAGGUCUGGAUGACAUAAGAAAGUUGGAUUUACUGCUCAAGGGAUUAGGCUUCACACAGAAGAAGGCAGAUUCUCAAGUUAGAUGGUCUUUGCUAAACACGGUCUUGCUCUUGAGGAGGCAUGAAGCAGCUCGAGCUAAGGUUGCUGAGGCUUUGUCAAUGGGAAAAUCUGUAGGAACCUGCAUUGACAUUAUAGAGAGCUCUAUCGAUGAUUCAGAUCUUUAACGAAGCUUUUGAUUAUUCCCUUCUAUAUGUUGAUUAAUAUUUCUUUAAAUUUUCAUUUGGUAUCUCUGUCUUGCUCCGUUACUAGAGAAAAAUGUUAGAAGAUUGGCAAGUUGAUGACUAUAGAUGAGUGCACGACUAUGUAGCUUGAUAGACGUGUUUAUCAAAUGUAUUCGGGGUACUUUUGCCCACCUCCUAAGUUAGAGAUAUGUGUAUACUGUUGCGUAGACCAAGUUGGAUCCCAACCAAGCCACCCCAUCCUUUCAUCUCUCACAGAUUUUGCAAUGUAAUGCUCUGAUUGCAUUAUCUAUUGGCUUAAAUCCUUAAUUGGUCUCCAUGUUAGGAGGGAAUUUUCAGUUUAGUACCCGUUUUUAAAUGUGUAUACAUUGCGUCUCCAUGUUUUGUAAUUUGUGUCAAUUUAGUGAAUUAAUGACAUUUCAAACAAGUUUGUAACAGUAA